Messenger RNA from Diceros bicornis minor, 699 nucleotides. RefSeq names its product clarin 1 (gene CLRN1). Gene Ontology annotation, biological process: equilibrioception; sensory perception of sound. The record is from RefSeq and is a predicted model, not a curated record. Lineage: Eukaryota; Metazoa; Chordata; Mammalia; Perissodactyla; Rhinocerotidae. The transcript is spliced from 3 exons. The coding region runs from base 1 to 699 and encodes 232 amino acids.
AUGCCAAACCAACAGAAGAAAGUCAUUUUUUGCAUGGCCGGAGUGUUAAGCUUUGUGUGUGCCCUCGGAGUUGUGACAGCCCUGGGGACACCGUUGUGGAUCAAAGCCACCUUCCUCUGUAAAACGGGGGCUCUGCUCGUCAACGCCUCAGGACAAGAGCUGGACAAGUUCAUGGGCGAGAUGCAGUACGGGCUUUUCCACGGAGAGGGCAUGAGGCAGUGCGGGUUAGGAGCCAGGCCCUUUCGGUUCUCAUUUUUCCCAGAUUUGCUCAAAGUGAUCCCGGUGAGCAUCCAUGUCAAUGUCAUUCUCUUCUCCACGAUCUUUAUUGUCUUCACCAUGACGGGGACAGCCUUCUUCAUGUACAAUGCCUUUGGCAAGCCCUUUGAAACUCUGCAUGGUCCACUAGGGCUGUAUCUUUUGAGCUUCAUUUCAGGCUCCUGUGGCUGUCUUGUCAUGAUACUGUUUGCCUCCGAAGUGAAAAUCCACCACCUCUCAGAAAAAAUUGCAAAUUAUAAAGAAGGGACUUAUGCCUACAAAACGCAAAGUGAAAAGUAUACCACCUCCUUCUGGGUCCUUUUCAUUUGCUUUUUUGUUCAUUUUUUGAACGGGCUCCUAAUACGACUUGCUGGAUUUCAGUUCCCGUUUGCAAAAUCUAAAGACACAGAGACAACUAAUGUGGCUGCAGAUCUGAUGUACUGA